This is a messenger RNA of Sphenostylis stenocarpa, 780 nucleotides long. The record is from the annotation of a GenBank genome assembly. Lineage: Eukaryota; Viridiplantae; Streptophyta; Magnoliopsida; Fabales; Fabaceae.
AUGGCUAUAGAGCAGGAAUUGUCCCUGGGGCAGAAUACGAAUAGCAACUCCAACCCAGUUGAUGGCGGGGAUGUUCGAGGGGAGGGUGGAGAUGAGGGAGGGAAAGCGCCGAGACUGCCUCGGUGGACAAGACAAGAAAUUUUGGUUCUGAUACAGGGAAAGAGAGACGCUGAGAACAAGUUCAGGAGGGGUCGCACGGCGGGAUUGCCAUUCGGGUCGGGUCAGGUGGAGCCCAAAUGGGCAUCAGUUUCUUCCUACUGCAGAAAGCACGGAGUCAACAGAGGUCCGGUUCAGUGCCGGAAAAGGUGGAGCAAUUUAGCCGGAGACUAUAAGAAGAUCAAAGAAUGGGAGUCUCAGAUAACGGAGGAGACAGAUUCCUUUUGGGUCAUGAGAAACGAUUUAAGGAGAGACAGGAAAUUGCCCGGAUUUUUCGACAAGGAGGUCUAUGAUAUUCUCGAUUCAGGCUCCCAGGCGCCGGCGUUGUCUCUCGCUCUUUCGUCGCCUCUAUCAACCACAGUAACGGUGUGCAAGGACAUGGACAUGAACAACCCGGACCCGGACCCUGACGCUGCCCCUACCCCCGCUCCUGCCGAGCCUGAGGAGCCUCAUCUCUACAAUAAUCGAAGUGCGCCUGUUGAGGAUGGCUUGUUCUCAGAUUUCGAACAAGAUGAGGUCGCGGCCAGUCCUGAGAAGAAGGAUGUUUUGCCGCCUUCCAAAAGGGACAUUCCUGCCCCAUUUCCUAUCUCAGGUUCAAAUUUCAUUCCACUCCAUGUUAUCUAA